Molecule: messenger RNA, 405 nt
Organism: Desarmillaria tabescens
Lineage: Eukaryota; Fungi; Basidiomycota; Agaricomycetes; Agaricales; Physalacriaceae
Exons: 5
Coding region: 1-405 (134 amino acids)
Source: RefSeq, a predicted model, not a curated record
AUGACUCUGUUUGUUCCUCCCUGUUCCUCCCCUGCUGUCAGCCUGCUGUACCUGUCACUCCUGUCAUGGGUGACCACACCGUCGUUAGACAUCGUCGAGCUCUAUGAGCAGGUAUUGGGGAUCCAUUGUCAGCCGAUAUGGGAUUCAUCCUGGAUGGAGAACGUCAGAGAGCCUCAAAUAGUGGAGUGGUUUGCCCAUGUACCUAUGACCACUAAGGAGGGCACAUUUGCCUAUACCUUCUUCUCCAUAGUAAACCUUUACUCAGCAAGACUCGGGCUAACUGGACAUCAUGCCAGCUUGCACAGUCACAGGGUCAUCAAUAUUCCACAGAAUGACAAGGGGGUACCGGAACUACAGCCCGGCACACUGUGUUUCGAUAAUGUGACUUGGCACGGCUCGGCAUGA